AUGAAUGAAGCUGGGUGUAUGUAUGGGUUACGACCCUACCCAGAUCGGAUAACGAAUGCGUUGAAUCCUUGUUUCAUCUCCGCUGUUUCAAUGGGACAUGCCUUGUUUUUCGGCGCCAUUGGUAUAAUUCAGCUUAUACAUUUGAUAAGGGAAGCCAGAGUCCCACCUCAAUUUCGCUACUCAUCUACCUGGAGAUCUAUGUCAACCAGGCACUUGCUGCAUUUAUGCAGUGUUUCCUUACAGGCAGUUCUACUUUUCUGUGUGAUUGUACUUUCGCCGGUAGAGUCCACCCCAAAAGUUACGGAGUAUAGCAUUAUCGUGCAACUGUUGUACAUUGUACUUAUCUCGUUACCGACUCAAGUGCUCCAGUUCUACAAAUCAACUGUUUCACUAGCAGGCCAGCUCUUUUAUUUUUUGACACAAGCGAUGCUGCUGGGCUAUCAAUUAGGACAGCGUAUAGCGUACCAUCCUGACACCAGGUUCAAUGUGUACACCGGCCACUAUGCUGCUACGAUUGAAGUAGCGUUAUUGUUGAAUUGCUUUUUGAUCUUUUUGUAUGACUUGAAGGCUUAUGCUCCGUCUAAGGAACUUUCCGCUUAUUAUGAGGAGAAGAACCUAUAUCCUGAAUGCAACAUCUUUGAAAAUUUGACUUUCACUUGGAUGAACAAUUUGAUUGUCCAGGUGUUCAGAGAUGGGGAGAUUAAAGAUCCCUACAAAAUGUCACUCCCUCCUGUUAAUCUCGACAUCGGACAGCACGCUCGCGUGCUGGAAGCCAAGUGGGAAGCUGAAAAGUGGAAAGGAAGGAACUCACUUCUUUGGGCCAUCUCUUAUGCUUUUGGAAAAACUAUCAUGACCGCUCUAUCGCUGGAAAUAUUGAAAAGCUUUUUGACCAUUUUACAACCUCAACUUUUGAGAUUAUUCAUCAAUGAAUUCAACAAAGAUCAAGAACGUUCGCAUCCUAUGCUGAACGCAGUCUUUGUUGCAAUCGCACUCUUUCUUCUAAAACUUGUUUCAACGUGCUUGUCAAAUCAGUUCUUUAUCACGAUCUUUGAAGCAGGCAUGGGUAUUCGGGGGUCACUGAUGACAAUGCUCUAUGAGAAAUCAUUAGCGCUUUCUAGCGAGGCCAGGGAGGAUAAAUCUGCGGGUGACAUUUUGAACUUGAUGUCAGUUGACGUCUUGAGAAUUCAGAGGUUUUUCGAAACUUCCCAAGAUUUGAUCGGAGCCCCGAUCGCUCUUAUCACGACGUUGAUUACACUGUACACGUUUUUGGGCUACGCUACUUUAAGUGGUGUUGUUGUAAUGGCAGUCAUGUUUCCCAUUAACAGUUACCUGUCGGGUAAAAUGAAGGGUUACGUCAAAACACAGAUGAAUCACAAAGACACCAGAGUGAAGACGGUGACCGAAAUUUUGAACUCAAUAAAAACUGUGAAGCUUUAUGCUUGGGAGGAGCCAAUGUUGAAAAGAUUGGGCCAUGUUCGUAACGACUUGGAACUGGGUUCUGCGAGAAAAAUUGCUGUCUUCAAUAACCUUACCACGUUGGCUUGGAAUUUUCUUCCUAUUUUAGUGGCUUCUUCGACAUUUUUAAUCUACGCAGUAACUAUGAACAGGCCCCUGACACCAGAUAUUGUCUUCCCAUCGUUGUCACUAUUCGACAUCUUAAACGACUGCAUUUAUACGAUUCCCCGAACAAUCACCAACUUCAUUGAAACUGGAGUGUCGCUUGGAAGGUUAAAAAGCUUUCUACUUGCAAAACAAUUAGACAAGUCGUUCAUUCACUUUGAAGCAUUGCCAACCGAUGAAAAAACACCCGUGAUUGAGCUGAAUAAUGCCACCUUUUUGCGGAGAACGAUAGAAAAAUCUACAGAAACUGAAACCUACGAUGAAGAAGCAAUAAUUGAAAGCUCACGGGUGGCCCUGAAAAACGUGGACGAUUUCAAAGUAUUUAAGGGCCAACUGGUUUGUGUGAUUGGUCGCGUAGGUGCUGGAAAAUCAACUUUUUUGCAGGCGUUGAUGGGCAUGUUGCCAUGUGUCGAGGGGUCAAGAGUGCGUCAACCUUUGACAUUCAACUUUAGAGCUAACUCAGUAGCACUAUGUUCGCAGCAAGCUUGGAUUAUGAAUGGAAGUGUUAAAGACAACAUUCUGUUUGGGCAUAGGUAUGAAGAGUCGUACUAUAAAGCCACUCUUAAAGCCUGCCAGUUACUGCCAGAUUUAGAAAUUUUAGCCGACGGCGAUGAAACAUUGGUCGGAGAGAAAGGUAUUUCUCUUUCUGGUGGACAAAAAGCACGAUUAGCGCUGGCCAGAGCUGUCUACUCAAGAGCGGAUGUUUAUCUUUUGGAUGACAUUUUGAGCGCCGUUGACGCUCAAGUUUGCAAGCACAUUAUUGAUCAGGUUUUGAGCAGAACUCAAGGUCUUCUAAAAAACAAAACAGUUGUCCUCACCACCAAUUCUACGUCUGUACUGAAGUACAGUGAUAACAUUCACGCAUUGGAAGAUGGGGAAAUCAUUGAAAGCGGUACUUUUGACGAAGUCUCUCAGCGUGGUGCAAGUUCUAAGCUCAAGGCGUUGAUUAGUGAUAUCAAUGCCGGCCUGGAGGAAGAAACCGAGGAACAAGUUCAGGAACAACACUUCACUGGAAUAAAGGAGCCGGAUCUAUACGCAAUCGAAGAAGACGAAAUUGGUCUGACAGAUCAUGUGGAGGCGGACAACAUAGUUUCUCAUGCACUUCAGUCGCGUAAAGCUUCGAUGGCAAGUUUAAAACCUCGCGAGAUUGUAGAUCUUAAUGCAGACACUCGAAAGACAAAGCAAAAAGAGGAAACCAAGGAGGUUGGCCGUGUGAAGACUCGGGUUUAUCUCACAUAUCUUAGGGCAUGUGGAAUAGCUGGUGCUCUAAUUUAUCUCUUUAUGUUAAUAAUGUCGCAAACUUUGCACAUUAGUGAGAAUUUCUGGUUGAAGCACUGGUCAGAAGAUAAUCAAUCAAAUGGUGGGAAUAAGAACGUUGGGCACUAUGUGGGCAUUUACGUUCUAAUUUGUUUGGGUUCAUCUUUGUUUGACAACGUCAAAACCAUUAUGCUGCUCCUUGUUUGUUCUAUAAGAGCCUCCGCAAAAUUACAUGACGCCAUGGCACAGGCUGUUCUGAAGAGUCCGAUGAGCUUUUUUGAGACCACACCUGUUGGUCGUAUCAUCAAUAGAUUCUCGAGCGAUAUGAAUUCCGUGGAUGACAAUUUGCAAUAUGUGAUCAGCUUUUUUAUGUUGUGUGUUUUUGACUAUAUUGUUGUCGUCGUUGUCAUUGGCUUCCAAGUUCCCAUUUAUCUCGUUGUUAAUGCAGCUUUAAUGGUUGUUUAUUACUAUUACCAGAUGUACUACGUGACCCUGAGCAGGGAGCUCAAACGCUUGAUGAGCGUUAGUUUUUCGCCCAUCAUGUCUAUGUUGAGCGAGACAUUAUCUGGCCAUAUGGUAAUUGAAGCUUUUGACCAUAAUGACCGCUUCGGGUAUUUCAACCUACAAAACAUCCAAUUCAACAUCAAUUGUGUCUUCAACUUUAGAUCUACGAACAGAUGGUUGUCGGUGAGGCUCGAGUCAAUUGGAGCGCUUAUGAUCUUAACCGUAGCCGUCUUGUCAUUAGCAACAACCUCCAGUCAGAAACCACUGUCAUCUGGUAUGGUAGGGUUACUCAUGAGCUGUGUGCUUCAAGUUACGGACAAGUUGAUGUGGAUUGUCAGAAUGUCAGUGCAGCUUGAGACGAAUGUGGUGUCAGUGGAGAGAAUUGUCGAAUAUUGUGAUCUACCUCCCGAGGCGCCUGCCAUUAUCGAAGACUCGAGACCGGAACAAAAUUGGCCAGCACAGGGUGCAAUCCAGUUUGACAACUACUCAACCAGCUACAGAGCAAACUUGGACCCCGUACUGAAGAACUUGACUGUUGAUAUAAAGCCUAAGGAAAAGAUCGGAAUUGUUGGUAGAACUGGCGCUGGUAAAUCAACAUUAUCUCUUGCCUUAUUCAGGAUUCUAGAACCGACGCAAGGUACUAUAACAGUAGAUGGUGUUGACAUCAGCAAAAUCGGCCUGAGAGAUUUGAGAUCGAACUUAGCAAUUAUUCCACAAGAUGCACAGGCAUUUGAAGGUACCAUUAGGUCGAAUUUGGAUCCUUUUGAGGAAUAUGAUGACGUGGAGUUGUGGAGAGCACUUGAACUUUCUCACCUAAAGCCUCAUAUUGUAAAGAUGGCUAAGGAAGGAGAUGACUCUGAUAAAGUCGGCAGUUUGCUUGACACGAAAGUUAGUGAGAAUGGUAGCAACCUCUCAGUAGGCCAGAGACAAUUGCUAUGUUUAUCAAGAGCUCUGCUUAACAGGUCCAAAAUCUUGGUCUUGGACGAAGCUACGGCCUCAGUUGAUUCGGAAACUGACAGGUUGAUCCAAGAAACUAUAAGAGCCGAGUUCCAAGAUCGUACCAUUCUAACGAUUGCCCAUCGGAUCGACACCGUAUUGGACAGUGAUAAGAUAAUGGUUUUGGACAAAGGCGAACUGAAGGAAUUUGGUAGUCCUGAGAGCUUACUUGCCGAUAAUAAUUCAAUUUUCUACAGUCUCUGUGAGAAAGGUGGAUACCUGAAGAACAGACAAUGA
Messenger RNA from Lachancea dasiensis, 4614 nucleotides. The record is from the annotation of a GenBank genome assembly. NCBI's taxonomy places the organism in Eukaryota, Fungi, Ascomycota, Saccharomycetes, Saccharomycetales, Saccharomycetaceae.